This is a messenger RNA of Drosophila navojoa, 1083 nucleotides long. RefSeq names its product protein phosphatase 1 catalytic subunit flapwing (gene flw). The record is from RefSeq and is a predicted model, not a curated record. NCBI's taxonomy places the organism in Eukaryota, Metazoa, Arthropoda, Insecta, Diptera, Drosophilidae. Gene Ontology annotation, cellular component: nucleus; cytoplasm. Gene Ontology annotation, molecular function: protein serine/threonine phosphatase activity.
UUGCCCAAUAGUUCACGCGAGACUGUCGCCAUGUUUGGUUAUUUUAUUUGUUUUUAACGCGGAGUAAAACCAGAUAAUUUGAAGCGCUCCUAGUCGAAUGUGUCGUGGAAUUUUGUUUGAAUGAAUAAAUUAAAAGGGACGCGUCCGCACUAUAUUACCGUACAUUAUUUUUUUGCCAGUGCAGUAGCAUCAAGUGAGAAAAUCAACAGAAACAACAAUUGUUCCAUUUGCACAAAAAUAGCCUAAAAAUUUAACAGCAACAACAGCAGCCGCGGCACCAAUACCAACCACAAUAACAACAACAACAGCAACACUGUAACUGUAAAACGCCGCAACGCAACAGAGCAAAAAGCGCUGAAAAGUGUUACACAAAGUGAAAUUGCCUUUUGCGGCACACACAAAAAAAAAUUAAGUACACGGCACAGCAGCGGCAACACAACAACCACAGCAGCAGCAGCAACAACAGUCGCAACAGCAACAACAGUAGCAGCAACAUCAAAAUAACAAACAACAUUUUGUGCGUGUGCGUUUACUUUUGAGAGUUGUUGUAGUUGAGCCGCGAACAAUUCCAAUUGGAGUUCACUGCAUCUAGAGAAGGACAACAACAAACAUACAAGUAAAAACAAAAACAAAAUAAUCAUGGGCGAUUUUGAUUUAAAUGUGGACAGUCUCAUACAACGGCUGCUGGAAAAUUUCAAAAAACAAAAAGAGGCCGAGGAGCAUGCACAGAAGCUGCUCAUCGCUCAGCAAUUGGCCGCUGCUGGCGGCGGCAGUGGCAGCGGCAGCGGCAGCGGCGUCUCUGCCUCCAGUUCGGCUGCCUGUUUAGUGGGGGCCGGAAGCAGCAGCAGCAGCUGCAGUGGCGCCACCGCCGUAUCAGCAGCAGCAAUGACAGCAAACGAUCCGCUGGACGAGCUCACCGAACAGCAGCGCCGCAUGCUGCAGCAGUACUCGAUAUCGCCGCCCAGCGAGACAAUGAUAUCGGCCGAUGGCGAUCAGAUAACGGUGCAUCAUCCGCGCGAGGAGCCCAAGAAAUCCAGAUUGAAAUUGCGCGACUUCUUCGUUGCCGAAUUUGGUAUUUUAUAA